CAUUUUCAAUUUUCAUAGUAUUUUUCCUCGUAAAACUCGAGUUUUCCAUGUCGACGAAACAUGGUAUAGUGGAAAUCACUGCAAGUAAUUAUCAACGUUUAGUGAUUGACGGAGACAAAGAUGCCUGGAUUGUCGCUGUGAAAGGUGCUGGGAAAGUUUCAAUGGACGAAUGGAGGAAAACUGAGCUUGAUAUGCGUGGCUUGUCUGUGCGAGUCGGAAUAAUUGAUCCAGACACUGAUGGUGCAUUUUUGAAGAGGAAGGGUUUCCUCCAGAGAGACAAAAAAUAUUCAGUGGCUCGUGUUUUUCCUUACGGUGGUUACAAAAUAAAAUCAGCUGGAAAGAAAGAUGUGAAAUCUCGAUUAGAAGCCGAAACUGAGGUGCUAGAAAGUCUUCCAGAUGAAACAACCAAAGUUUCAACAAUGGAAGAACUACAGCACUGUGUGAGAAGAGGAUACGCAGCCAAACCCCUCAAAAUGCCAGUUUUGCUAUUAACAGACAAAAGUAUCACAUCGCCUGUUUUUCGUGCUAUUGCCCUCAAAUAUUCCAAAUAUUUCAACUUUGUUGUCCUUCACAAGCCGAGUCAAGAGGUGUUGCACAAUUUCCAACUAAGACAGACUCCAGCAAUCCUGGUCAUGAUUGCAACACAAAGUGAAGACAAGCAAAUCAUUAGAUUUAGCUCAGUGAUUUACGACCCCAAGGAAUAUGGUGAAAUAUCUUACCUUAAUUUGACAAGAUUUUUCUUCUCUGUCCAUGAGAAGCAUUGGCUAGACCACCCAGACGCGAAGAAAUACAAAGGAAAAGUUGGCUUGAGAGAGUUCUUCAUUGAAGACGUGAAGAACACACUGGGGGGAGAGUUUGAGAGUGACAGACCAGAAGAUGAGAGUAAAGUGGCCAAAGAAAUUACGUUCGAGAAUCAAAACAGAAUGUGUGCAGAUUCUAAUAGGGGCUUAUGUCUCAUCUACUUUGUGGAUGGCAAGGACAAGAAAGGGGUCAGAAAGGCUUUGAAGUUUUUUAAAGAUCUACGGAAAAUGUCAAACGUCAGAGGUAAACCUGUACUCUAUCUCUGGAUUAACGGAUCUUGCCAUCCAGAAUAUGGUGAAAUUUUUGGAAUCUCUCCGCACAACCUUCCGAUGUUGCUGUUUGCAAAACCAAUGCAGCGGUUGUUUAAAACUCUGAGUGGACGCUUUACAAAGGAAAAAGUCAGUGAUAUUAUAUGGAAUAUAUUUCUGGACCGUGAGGCGUUGUCGCCUUUUUCACGGUUUAACGAAAUUCUCCCCGUUGACUGCCAGAAAGGGGCGCCUUCGAAGCGAAUUAAGAGAGAGGAAAAUCAAGAUAAGAAUAUGAAAAGAAAGGAGAAGAAAAAGAGCGAAAAGAAAGCUUCAAGUAAGGCAAAGGAUACAAAGGCGAGGAAGACCACGAGAGUAGACGAACUCUGACUGCUAGAAUCUUGUUCUUUGUUCUGUUCUUGAUGAAAACGAUUUCGAAAUUGUUCAAUUUUUUCUUUUUCGUUACUUUGCAAUUCCCAAGACCCGAUAUUGUAAGAGGCAACUUAAAAUAAAAAUUACUGACCACCACAACUUUCUCAAAGGACCAAACAAAAUAUAACACUUGUAAAAAAAGAUUGAAAAAAAAAAUGAUAAUACUAAAGGUUUCUUCAAAUUAUAAAUCUUAAAACUUUAUUCAACUACCAGUUCAUAGACAUGUAUAUGUACAAUAAAUUAUGAAACGAUCAAGUAAAAUUCAAAAUGAAUACGAACUCUGGCGGUGGAACAAAAAAUUUGUCCACUCCUUGUGUCAAAAGAGUAUAGAGUAGUAGAGUGUAUAACUCACUAGUCAUUCGCUAAUUUUGAAUUACUUCACAGCAUUCAGUUAAAUAUACAGCUCCAAAUAAAGAUCAGUGUCCUUCCU
This is a messenger RNA of Pocillopora verrucosa, 1908 nucleotides long. RefSeq names its product putative protein disulfide-isomerase DDB_G0275025. Lineage: Eukaryota; Metazoa; Cnidaria; Anthozoa; Scleractinia; Pocilloporidae. The record is from RefSeq and is a predicted model, not a curated record.